Xiphophorus hellerii (green swordtail) is the source of this 1865-nucleotide messenger RNA. RefSeq lists its product as uncharacterized. The coding region runs from base 56 to 880 and encodes 274 amino acids. Lineage: Eukaryota; Metazoa; Chordata; Actinopteri; Cyprinodontiformes; Poeciliidae. Gene Ontology annotation, cellular component: external side of plasma membrane. The record is from RefSeq and is a predicted model, not a curated record. Gene Ontology annotation, molecular function: transmembrane signaling receptor activity. The transcript has 8 exons. Gene Ontology annotation, biological process: cell surface receptor signaling pathway; immune response.
UUCACUUAGUUUCUAGUAAAAAAAACGUAAAACUGCUCAAUGAGUCAGAGCUGCAAUGACGGAAACAUCGUUUCACUGUCUGACCUUCUUGACCUACUUGCAGGUUUGUCCAACCAUUCAAGCUGCUCUGACUGUGAGUCCCAGCAGAUCUCAGUUCUUUAGAGGAGAAUCAGUGACUCUGAUCUGUGAGGAUGAAAACAGAUCUGAUGGAUGGACUGUGAGGAGAAACACGACCAGAGGAACCAGGAACCGAUGUGGAGAUGGAUGGGGGAAAUUAAAUGGUUCUACCUGCAGCAUCAGUUACCUGUAUCCAUCAGAUACUGGUCUGUACUGGUGUGAGUCCAUGUCUGGAUCCUCCAGCAGCAGCAUCAGCAUCCAGCUCUCUGUCUCUGGUGGAUCAGUGAUCCUGCAGAGUCCUGUCCUCCCUGUGAUGGAGGGAGAUGACGUCACUCUGAGCUGCACAGUAAGGAAAUGGGAUUCAAAUUAUUUUUCUGUUUCAGAGGAACCCUCCAUCCCUUCUACCCAAACUCCCCUUGCUGCCCAGGCCUCCUCCUCUCUUCUUCUCUACGUGUUGUUGCCUCUUGCGUCUCUGUUUGUUCUGAUUAUGUUCGUUUUUCUGGGACGGCGCCUUUGCAACAAGUCAAGAGAUCAGAAAGAACUGAUGAGCGACGGCAGCGAGACCUGCGACCACGUCACAACAUCCGGUCAUCAUGAGGAGAACCAGAGGAGAAAAGACAGAGAUUCAGCUGCAGUCGACUCAACAGUGAGACGCCAAGACAGCAGUUAUGGAGAAAUAUUCAUCAAACAUAUGCAUCACAAGUCAGACACAACAGAGAGCGACUCAGCUGUGAUUUAUUCAGCUGCCAGAACAGACCGAUAAUCAGAGAAAACAGAAACAGAGCCACAUCAUCUCCUCCUCACUGAAAAUCUGCUGAGGUUCUGCUGCAGAAGUUAGAUUCUUCCUCUUGCCUUCAGCAAGCCGUAGAUCUCCGGAGCCAAAUCAUCAUCAUCACCUGAAAUGAUGAAGAAGCGUCUGCUGCACGUCUUCCAGCUCACUGACAAACACAGAGAGGUUUGUCCUGCUGGCUGGAGGCCUGAGAGACACAAUCAUCCCGACGUGGAGAAGAAGAAGAAGAAGAAGAGCAAAGCAGGAAAUCCCAAGAUCUUCUGUCAGCAGAUUGUUCUUGUUCCUGGAUUGGAGGUUUCCCUGUGAAAGACUACAGAUCUGAUCCACUAGAACAAACUGAUCUGCUUCCUCUUCAGGUUUUAUCCUUCUCUGUUCAGGCUGCAGUUGAUGGAAAACCUCUUAGUUUCACUGAAACUAGUUUAGUUUUACUCCUUUUUUGUUUUUCAGAAAAUGAUAUUUUUCCUUUGCUGUCAUUUGCUACCAUCUUUAUUAAAACUGUAGAGAAAAUAAAAAGUUAAGAUUCUUUAUGAGAAACUGAGAAUGUUUCCAGCUGCAGUACCAGAGUCAGCCAGCAGGGCGCGCACCAUGACUCUCCAAUAGUUUCUGUUUGUUUCUGAGCUUUUUAUUAUAAUCUGGCUGAUUGUGGAAGAAUUAAACACAUUAAAUAAAAUAAAGAUAAUACUUUGUUUAUUUCAAUCCCAUCAAGCAGCAGGUUUAUUGAUGGAUUAUUGAUCCUCUGGUUGAUCAGACAUGAUGCCUUUAACUCACUGAUGGUUGAUGGUGAAAACAUGAAGGACUCUUAAAGCUGCAGCUGGAGCUCAGAGGAAACCAACUGGAUCUAAACCAGUCAAAUCCUCCAGUCUGAUCCAGGCAGAGUCACUGGGAGAACUGGAGUCCAGACCCACUGGGACUGGUCAGAUAUCAAUGAUUCAUCAUCAAUUUAUGGGUUUUAUGUAAA